GCAGCAAGUGGCGGAAGAAACCACUGGCAUUGCACACGCUUCGGGUCAAACACCAGCAAGAAAUAUGAGCCAAGCUGGGACCCAGCUGAAGGUCACUGGAGUUGAUUUCCUCAAAAGCCAGAACACAUGCCUGCACUACACCAAUGCAUACGACAACCCAAGCCUGGUGGUGAGGCGCGGGCAGGACUUUCAGCUGAAGCUGUCCUUAAACAGGGACCUGAGUGCCACUGACAAGGUGAAGCUGCAGUUCACCAUCGGGCAUAAGCCGAUGAAGAUCCUGGGGACCCUGAUCUCUCUGAACCUGAGUUCUGGGAAGGACUACAAUGGGUGGCGUGCCACCAUCAUCAAGUCCUGCAGCAAAGAGUGCCUGGUAGCUGUGACCAGUUCGGCCAAUGCCAUCGUAGGAAAAUACUGCCUGAAGGCGAUGACGGAGUCAAACACUUAUAAGCCUGAAAAUGAUACUGUCUACCUUUUGUUCAACCCUUGGUGUCAAGCGGAUACCGUGUUCAUGGCCGGCGAUGCCGAGAAAAACGAGUACGUGCUCAACGACACAGGAUACGUCUAUGUUGGCUCAGCAGACUGCAUACAUGGUAGACCUUGGAAUUUUGGGCAGUUCGAGGAAUUCAUCUUGGACUCCUGCAUGUAUCUGCUGGACCAAAGCAAACUCAAGCUAAACGCUAGAAGGGAUCCUGUGGCUGUGUCCAGAGCCAUGUCUGCUUUGGUUAAUUCCAACGAUGACAGAGGUGUCUUGAUGGGGAACUGGUCAGGGUCGUACACUGGUGGGACCUCCCCUCUGAAGUGGAUCGGGAGUGUCUCAAUUUUGCAGCAAUAUUACAAAACGAAGCAGUCAGUGCGUUAUGGUCAGUGUUGGGUCUUCUCAGGAGUCCUCACUACAGUCAUGCGCUGCUUGGGGAUCCCAGCUCGGAGCGUGAGUAACUUUGUCUCAGCACACGACACAGAGGAAGACCUGAGAGUUGACAUUUACCUGAACGAAAAUGGAGAAAAACUGAACCUGUCACGUGACUCCAUCUGGAACUUCCAUGUGUGGAAUGACGUGUGGAUGAAACGGCCGGACUUGCCAGCAGGGUUCGACGGCUGGCAGACGGUCGAUUCGACCCCUCAGGAGCAAAGCAAAGGUAUUUUCCAGUGCGGUCCAUCUCCACUGAAGGCUAUCCGAGAAGGAUAUGUGCAUUUGAACUUCGACUGCAAGUUUGUGUAUGCAGAAGUGAAUGCCGACAAAGCCUACUGGUGCGUGACAAAGGUGAACGGCAAGGAGAAGUACACCAAAAUUGCUGUGGAUACCAGCGCCGCCGGCAAGAACAUCAGCACGAAAGCUGUGGGGCAGAACAGCCGGGAAGACAUCACCAUGCAGUACAAGUACCCUGAAGGAUCGCCAGAGGAAAGGAAAUCCAUGGAGACAGCUUCUUCCUUCAUCUCAAGAAAUGGAUUUGGUUCACGCUUCGCUUCAGCCAUUGUCCCAAGGGCUAGGGUCCCACAGCAUGUGCGCCUCGGGUCUAGGGACGAACAUGAGGUGCUCCCUGAGCCUGAGGUCCAGCUCGAGAUAACCAGUGAAAAGCCUUUGUAUCCUGGUAAUCCUCUUCAUCUGGACAUCAUAGUGAAGACCUCUGCUCCCAGGAACCGGACCAUCAAGCUUGCUGCCUCCUGCCAGCUACAGUCCUAUAUUGGGCAAAUUGGGGCCAAUCUUGGAUGCAUCAAGGAGAUUGUCAAGCUUGAAGGCAAAUCUGAGAUGCGAGUCCCUCUGAAAAUAGAGGCUGACAAAUACGUGGGGGUGCUGGCCUCAGUGGGAGAUGAAGAUCUCAUCAAAGUCAUUGCCAUCGCUGAGACUGAGGGAACAGAUGAAAAAUUCAUGAAGGAGACGGCGCUGACCUUCCAGUACCCCCCCAUCACCGUCGAGAUGCCAGAAACCGUGAAAGUGGACCAGGAGUUCACCUGUGCCUUCAUCUUCAAGAACACGCUGAGUAUCCCCCUGCAGGACUGCAAGCUGUGCGUGGAGGGCCUGGGCAUGUUUAACAUGACAUGGUUUGACGAAGGGGACAUUCAGCCUGGUAAGAUCUUUAAGUCUAAAAUAAUCUGCACUCCAAAGAGAGCAGGAGACAAGAAAAUAGUAGCCAAGCUGACCUCAGUCCAGGUCAAGGACAUAUCCGUGGAGAAGGCCAUCACCAUCACUGAGUAGGAUCGGUGCCUCAGCAGGGUGUAAACAGUGAUUUGCUAAAUGCAUAUCACAGCUGUAUGCCACUGGCACUUUUUGCCUCCUUGAUUGCUGGAUAAUAGUCCCUAAAAGGAAAAAAAUCCCAUUAAGCGAAGGAAAUUUAAGUGACUUAAAGGGCAUCGUUGCUUUGAUUGCAGUUAACGAUGAUUUAAUAAAGACUCUUAAAAUUGA
Messenger RNA from Dromaius novaehollandiae (emu), 2401 nucleotides. It is a transcript of the gene TGM4, whose product is annotated as transglutaminase 4. Gene Ontology annotation, molecular function: protein-glutamine gamma-glutamyltransferase activity. The transcript is spliced from 14 exons. The coding region runs from base 65 to 2194 and encodes 709 amino acids. The record is from RefSeq and is a predicted model, not a curated record. Gene Ontology annotation, biological process: peptide cross-linking. NCBI's taxonomy places the organism in Eukaryota, Metazoa, Chordata, Aves, Casuariiformes, Dromaiidae.